Molecule: messenger RNA, 1211 nt
Organism: Onthophagus taurus
Lineage: Eukaryota; Metazoa; Arthropoda; Insecta; Coleoptera; Scarabaeidae
Source: RefSeq, a predicted model, not a curated record
UUUAUCAUGAAUUACCAAGACCACCUCACAAAAUUUGUGUUUUUAAAACCUCUAAAAACUAAAAAGGCAGAAGAAGUAGCAUAUAACUUGAUGGAUAUUUUUUGCAUAGUCGGGGCACCUUGCUUGCUUCAUAGUGACAAUGGCAGAGAAUUUGUGAAUCAAGUAAUUACUAGCCUUGCAGAUAUGUUUCAAGCAAUAAUAAUUCAUGGUAAACCACGUCAUUCUCAAAGCCAAGGGUCCAUCGAGAGAGCGAACCAAGAUGUAAGAGACAUUUUAAUUACUUGGAUGCAGGAAAAUGAGACAACUAAGUGGGCAGAAGGUCUAAGAUUUGUGCAAUGAAAAAAGAAUAGAUCAUUUCACCGAGGCAUCCAACGUACUCCAUACGAGGCUAUGUUUGGCAUCCCACUUGUUAAUGGCUUAAAAGAUUCAAAUCUUCCGCUUGAAAUUGUAGAGAAGUUACACGAUGAGGACGACAUUUAUAGAUUAGAAAGCAGUGUUGGUAGAAACAUAGAACAGGUAGUAUCUAAAAAAUCAGAUUCAGAAUUUCAAAACAGUGAUGGAGGAAAUGAAAAAGAUGUACAAGAAAGCUUUCCCAUAAAUUAUUCCAAAAAUGAUGAUGUUGAGGAAGAAUUGUUGAGGAACAACGAAAUCCGAUUAAAAUCAAUAAAUCAACAUCGAUCUCAUAGUAUUGCAUAUUUAAAAAAGCAAGCAACAGAAAUGUUACAGCAAAGUUGUUCCAAAUUCCCAAAAAUGGAAAUUGGGCAGAACGUUUUAGUUAAGAUUCCUGAUGUCGACAGAGGACGCUUAGCUCCUCGUAACAUUUUGGCUGUUGUAUUGUCCGAGAAAGAUGAUUUAUACCAACUUGGUACAUCAACUGUCGUCUUGGAAAAACUAUAUGCAAGGAAUGAAUUCCAGGUAUGUACUUAACUAAUAUUUUAUAUAUUUAAACGGUAAUAAGGUUUUUCUUUUCAGCCUUCUCAAACGAACUCAUUGACAUCUUCAGAUGUACCCAUCGAAAAUAAACUCAGUUUGCGAACGGUGGCGGCAAAAGAAUCAAAUUCUUCCCAGGGGUUUGUAAGAUGCAACUGUCGUAAACAGUGCAGUAAUAAAAAGUGCAAAUGCUUAUUAAAGAACUUGAAAUGUAACGGUAAAUAUCAUUCAAGUACUUCAUGUCGCAAUAAGUAAUAAAAUAAAUAUUAUGUUAGUUCCUA